AUGUACUACUUGUUCAAGCUUCUUCCUUUGGUGGGGUGUGUUAAUGCCCAGCUGCUGGACCUCCCUAUUGUGGAUGAACUAGUCAGCUCGGCUAUGCUCCCCUUUGAGCAAUAUACCUCCUACAAUGCCCCGACAGAAAUUGCCAUACCAGCAGCAGCUGUGGAAACAGCCGCCGUAAAGGUUCAGGCUGCUGUUGUUGAAGCUGCAGCAGCGGACACCGGAUACUGGCUAGCAGAUAUAGCCCAUCAAGGGAUCGCAGCUUUCAACUCGAACCCCUCCGGAUAUGUGGUCUUUCGUAACGUGAAAGAUUACGGCGCCAAAGGCGAUGGUGUGACCGACGAUACCGCGGCCAUCAACGCAGCCAUCAGUGCUGGAGGACGUUUCGGACCAGCAAGCAGAGAAUCUUCCACCACUACCCCCGCGAUAGUGUACUUCCCCUCCGGCACAUACAUUAUCUCAUCCUCAAUCAUUGAUUACUAUUUCACCCAGCUGAUCGGUAACGCAAAUGCCAUACCGGUUCUAAAAGCGACUGCAGGUUUCGUCGGCUUGGGCCUGAUUGACGGUGACCAAUACCAGAAUGAUGGAAACCAGGGCUGGACGUCGACGAAUGUUUUCUUCAGACAGAUUCGCAAUUUGAAACUAGACCUGACUGCUAUCCCUGCCGGCACUGCCGCUACUGGAAUUCAUUGGCCGACGGGCCAAGCUUCGAGCAUCCAGAAUGUUCAAAUUGCGAUGAGUGCUGCUUCAGGUACUCAACAUCAAGGAAUCUUUAUCGAGAACGGGUCCGGUGGAUGGGUGAGCGAUGUGACGAUCACUGGUGGCUUGUACGGAGCCAAUGUUGGCAACCAGCAAUUCACCAUGCGCAACUUGGUGAUUUCAAACGCAGUCACGGCAAUCUCUCAAAUUUGGAAUUGGGGUUGGACGUAUCAAGGCUUGGUAAUCAACAACUGUCAGACCGCUAUAUCCAUCAGCAACGGUGGCGUUGGAAACCAGCUAGUUGGCUCGGCAAAUAUUCUGGACAGCACUAUCCAGAAUUGCCCUACCUUUGUGACUACUGCUUGGCAGAGCUCGACAAACUCUACCGGCAGUCUCAUUUUGGAAAACAUCGCUUUAAACAAUGUGCCAGUUGCAGUGCAGGGAGCAAGCGGUACUGUGCUCGCUGGCUCAACUGGCUCUUCUACAAUCUCUGCCUGGGGUCAGGGUCACAAGUAUACACCAAAUGGUCCUACCAAUUUCCAGGGCUCGUUCACUCCCCCGACACGCCCAAGUGCCUUGCUCGCUAGUGGUUCGAACAGGUACUACACCAAAAGCAAACCCCAGUACGCAGCGUCGGCUGUAUCCGAAUUCCUGAGCAUUAGAAGCUCUGGCGCUAAGGGAGACGGCUCAACUGAUGAUACAAAUGCCAUUCAGAAUGCCGUGACAUUUGCGGCAGCUACUAACAAGAUCCUCUUCUUCGACCAAGGAACGUACAAAAUCACUGGUACCCUGUUCAUCCCCCCUGGCUCUCGGAUCGUCGGCGAAGCGUACUCUGUCAUCAUGGCAACCGGAGGCACAUGGUCGAACAUUAACAACCCAAUUCCCGUUAUUCAAAUCGGUGCACCAGGCCAAGCUGGGUCAAUUGAGUGGUCUGACAUGAUAGUGAGCACCGCAGGCUCUACACCUGGCGCCGUUCUCAUUGAAUGGAACCUGGUAGCAACAGUGGGAUCGGGAAUGUGGGAUGUUCACACGCGUAUUGGAGGAUUCCAAGGAUCCCAGCAGCAGGUUGCCCAAUGCCCAACCACGGCGCCUGUUUCUACGGCCUGCCAGGUGGCUUACAUGUCCAUGCACAUCACGAAAGGAGCGAGCAAUGUCUAUUUGGAGAAUGUAUGGCUCUGGACCGCCGAUCAUGAUCUUGAAAGUCCAACGAACACCCAGAUCUCGGUGUACUCUGGACGUGGUCUUCUCGUGGAAGGAAAUAACGUCUGGCUAUACGGAACGGGCUCUGAGCAUCACUCGCUAUACCAAUACCAGUUCUCAGGCGCUGGUUCAAUUGUAGCGGGCUUUGUGCAAACAGAAACUCCAUACUACCAACCCAACCCGAACGCAGCUAACAGCCCGUACCCUACCAACUCCACACUCAGAGACCCGAAUUACAGCACUUGUCUAGGAGGAAACUGUAACUCGCUGGGUCUCCGAGUCCUAGAUUCCAAGAACGUGAUCGUUUACGGUGCUGGUCUCUACAGCUUCUUCAACAACUACAGCACUACGUGCUCCACAUUCCCUCUACCGGAGAACUGCCAGAGCAUGAUAUUCAGCGUCGAGGGUAGUACAAGUGGAUUGGUGGUCUACGGGCUGAACACUGUUGGAACAACCUACAUGAUUGUGAAGGAUGGCGUGGCGCUCGCCAAAGUCAGCGACAAUCUGGCGACAUAUGCCGCCACAAUUGCAUACUUCACAUUUUAG
This is a messenger RNA of Penicillium brevicompactum, 2442 nucleotides long. RefSeq names its product glycoside hydrolase family 55 protein. Bases 1 to 2442 code for a protein of 813 amino acids. Gene Ontology annotation, molecular function: polygalacturonase activity. The record is from RefSeq and is a predicted model, not a curated record. Lineage: Eukaryota; Fungi; Ascomycota; Eurotiomycetes; Eurotiales; Aspergillaceae. The transcript has 5 exons.